Messenger RNA from Malus domestica (apple), 2132 nucleotides. RefSeq lists its product as uncharacterized. NCBI's taxonomy places the organism in Eukaryota, Viridiplantae, Streptophyta, Magnoliopsida, Rosales, Rosaceae. Gene Ontology annotation, molecular function: transcription coactivator activity. The record is from RefSeq and is a predicted model, not a curated record. Gene Ontology annotation, cellular component: SAGA complex. Gene Ontology annotation, biological process: regulation of transcription by RNA polymerase II.
GGCGAGACCUUGAGAGCGAGAGCAACCAAGAAAGAAAAGAACGAGGAGAGAGAAAAAAGAAAGAAAAGAAGAGAGAGAGAGAGAGACACAGAGAGUAUUAGCAGAAGCGAUCGAGCUACACAGAGCGGAAGUUCGAAUAUAAAUCAGCAAACACCCGAAAAAAAGAAAGCAGUCAAGAAAUUUCAAAAAAUAAAAUUACAGAAAAAAAGCCCCGGAGAGAGAGAAAGCGAAAGGCAAAGCUCCGAAGUCACUGAGGUUCGAUUUUUCUCUGCAAUUCGUCGAAACUCGAUAAGUUUCGGGGGGAUUACUUGUUUGUUGUGGAUGGUGUAUGAAUCUGUUUCUUGAGAAAUGCAACCUCAGCAGUUCUCUAGAAUUGAUUUGGGUGAUCUGAAAGCACAGAUAGUGAAGAGAAUUGGGGCCGAUAGGUCAAAGCGGUAUUUUUGUUACUUGAAUAGGUUGUUGAGUCAGAAGCUGAGCAAGAAAGAAUUUGACAAGUUGUGUCACCGGGUGCUCGGGAGUGAGAACUUGCCACUGCAUAAUCAUUUUAUACGGUCAGUCUUGAAGAAUGCAUGCCACGCAAAGACCCCACCACCAGUCUUUUCAUCGGUUCCUGCAAAACCUGGGAUACAAGCUGCAAACAGUUCUCCAAGUAGAGAAGAUGGGCAGGAACAAAGCCUCUUUCCGCAUCAAAAUCAAAAUGUACCUGGUUGGUCGAAUGGGGUAUUGCCGGUGUCCCCACGAAAGGGUAGGUCUGGGAUACGCGAACGGAAGCUAAGGGAUAGGCCAAGCCCACUUGGACCAAAUGGGAAGGUAGAUAGUGCAUCACAUCAUUCCACGGGUUUAGAGGAUAAUGGUGGUAAGGUUAUUGUGGAAAACGGGGAUGUGCAUCCAUUUGAUUAUCAGAGACCAAUGCGACAUCUUCAACCUGUUGCUGAGCUACCUGAGAGUGAAAGAGAUGGUGCAGUUGGGGAAAGACCACGGAUACACAGCAAAGACCAGGCUGACUUAGCUGUUAUUGAUCACGAGGAAGAGGGAGAACAAUCAAACUGCUUGAGUUUCCCAAGAAGUCCUCUACUUGCGCCACUGGGGAUCCCGCUCUACCCAGCCAGCGUAGGUGGGGCCCACAAAGCUUUUCCAGUUGGUAGCAGCUGUGAUAUUGUUAGCUAUUAUGACAGUGGGGGAUUGUCCGAUACGGAAACACUUAGAAAACGCAUGGAGCAGAUUGCUGCAGCACAGGGUCUUGGUGGAGUUUCUACAGAAUGUGCCAAUAUGCUGAAUAAUGUGUUGGAUAUAUACUUAAAGCGAUUGAUUAGAUCCUGCGUUGAGUUGGUGGGAGCAAGGUCUACACCAGAGCCAAAAAAGAAUGCUGCACCAAAGCAGCAGCAGAUUCAAGGAAAGAUUAUCAAUGGCAUGUGGCCAAGCAAUCACAUGCAUAUGCAGAGCAGCAGUGGGCCUGUGGAAGAGCAAAGACCUCAGUGUUCAAUAUCUUUCCUUGAUUUUAAGGUUGCAAUGGAGCUAAAUCCACAGCAACUUGGAGAGGAUUGGCCGUUGCUGCUGGAGAAGAUUUGUAUGCAAGCAUUCGAGGAAUGAAAGAUCCUUGUGAAGAUAAAUUUAUCCCAAAGUUGUGGUUGGGUCGGUCUGUUCUGGUUCAAAGGUCCUGAGAUCACCAGUUAUUGGAGAUUAUGGGUUCAAAUAAUUGUAAUCUCAUUGCCAGGACGCACCAGAUGGUUCCUAUGUGGGUAAAGUUCCGGGUAUUGCAUGGGGAAAUCAUCUGUUUGAGCAUCAAAUGUCUGUAAUUGCUGGCUGCGGAGCCAGGACUGAUCCACAAUUAUCUAACUGCAACCGUUCAAGGGCGUUUCAAACUGAAUCCCCAUGUUUGGUUGUUCUGUUGUAUGUGUAACAUAGAUGCUGCUGUAUUUGCUACCGCUCCAGACCUCACGCUUUUGUGUAAUUGCAGCCAGUGGAGAAAAUAUAAGAAAAUUUUGCAGGGGUACUGUUCUGUUGCUCGGUGAGAGGUAUAAUUGCUUGUGUAAGAGCUGCAGUAUCCUCUGUAUGUACUUUAGAAUCUUAAAAUUGAUUUAAAUUUCAAUAUCAAUAACACAUCGACAUCAAUUGAGUUGUCCUUGAUUGCA